UGGCCUGAGGGACGCAGUCAUGGGGCAGGAACCUCGGACUCUGCCGCCUUCCCCCAACUGGUACUGCACUCGGUGCAGCGACGCCGUGCCCGGGGGCCUUUUCGGCUUCGCGGCGCGCACCUCUGUCUUCCUAGUCCGCGUGGGCCCGAGGGCGGGCGUGAGCUCCGGAGCGCCUCCGUUUCGAGUUAUAGGAGAGUUGGUGGGACAUACCGAGAAGGUCUCUGGCUUCACAUUUUCUCAUCACGCUGGUCAGUACAACCUCUGUGCUACCAGCUCCGAUGAUGGCACCGUGAAAAUCUGGGAUUCUGAGACGAGAACAGUGCUGACGGAACAUACACUCCACCAGCAUACAAUUACAGCAUUGCAUUGGUCUCCUCUGGUAAAGGACUUAAUAGUAUCUGGGGAUGAAAAAGGAGUCAUUUUCUGUUACUGGCUUAAUAGAAAUGACAGCCAGUACCUCUUUGUAGAACCCAGGACAAUUUUCUGUCUUACUUGUUCACCUCAUCAUGAAGAUUUAGUAGCCAUUGGUUAUAAAGAUGGCAUAGUGGUUAUAAUUGACAUCAGUAAGAAAGGAGAAGUUAUUCACAGACUUCGAGGCCAUGAUGAUGAAAUCCAUUCCAUAGCCUGGUGUCCCCUGCCUGGUGAAGACUGUUUAUCCAUAAAUCAAGAGGAAAACUCAGAAGAACCUGAAGUUCCGAAUGGGAAAGUUACACCACAAAUUACGAUAACAAAAGGCUGCUACUUAGCCACUGGAAGCAAAGAUCAAACUAUUCGAAUCUGGAGCUGCUCUAGAGGUCGAGCGGUGAUGCUUUUGAAAUUACCCUUUCUGAAGAGAAGAGGAGGGGGUAUAGACCCAACUGUGAAAGAGCGCCUCUGGUUGACACUUCACUGGCCUAGUGAUCAGCCAACACAACUGGUAUCCAGCUGUUUGGGAGGUGAGCUGCUGUUGUGGGAUCUCACCCAGUCUUGGAGACGGAACUAUACCCUCUUCAGCGGUUCAUCAGAAGGGCACACUCAUUCAAGAAUUGUGUUUAAUUUGUGUCCUUUACAAACUGAAGACAGCAAAAAUCUGCUGCUUUCCACAUCAAUGGAUAGAGAUGUAAAAUGUUGGGACAUGGCCACAUUGGAGUGCUGCUGGACCUUGCCUUCCCUUGGUGGAUUUGCCUACAGUCUGGCUUUCUCUCCUGUGGAUGUUGGCUGUUUGGCCAUCGGUGUUGGGGAUGGCAUGAUUCGUGUAUGGAAUACACUCUCCUUAAAGAACAACUAUGAUGUUAAAAAAUUUUGGCAGGGUGUGAAGGCCAAAGUUACAGCGCUGUGCUGGCACCCAACUAAGGAAGGUUGCUUAGCCUUUGGAACUGAUGACGGAAAAGUGGGCUUGUACGACAUCUACUCCAACAAACCUCCACAGAUUUCUAGCUCAUAUCAUAAGAAGACUGUGUAUACUUUAGACUGGGGCCCACCAAUACCCCCUGUGUCACUUGGAGGAGAAGGAGAUAGACCUUCCCGCACUUUAUACAGCUGUGGAGGGGAAGGGAUUGUCUUACAGCAUAACCCCUGGAAGCUUAGUGGAGAAGCCUUUGACAUCAACAAACUCAUCAGGGAUACAAAUUCAAUUAAAUACAAACUGCCAGUACAUACAGAGAUCAGCUGGAAAGCAGACGGCAAAACCAUGGCUCUUGGCAAUGAAGAUGGGUCAAUAGAAGUAUUUCAGGCCCCCAACUUGAAACUGAUCUGCACCAUCCAGCAGCAUCACAAGCUUGUGAAUACCAUUAGCUGGCAUCAUGAGCAUGGCAGCCAGCCCGAGCUCAGUUAUCUGCUGGCCUCUGGGUCCAACAGUGCUGUUAUUUAUGUACACCACCUAAAGACUGUCAUAGAGAGCAAUCCGGAAUCUCCAGUAACCAUUACAGAACCCUACCGCACCCUCUCAGGGCACACAGCCAAGAUUACCAGCCUGGCUUGGAGUCCACAUCAUGAUGGAAGGCUGGUAUCUGCAUCCUAUGAUGGAACAGCACAGGUGUGGGAUGCUCUACAAGAAGAGCCUCUCUGUAAUUUCCGAGGACAUCGAGGGCGCCUACUCUGUGUAGUGUGGUCCCCACUGGAUCCAGAAUGCGUUUAUUCAGGUGCCGAUGAUUUCUGUGUAUACAGAUGGCUCACUUCCAGUCAGGAUCAUUGUCGGCCUCCUCAAGGGAAAAAAAGUAUUGAACUAGAAAAAAAAAGGCUCUCUCAGCCUAAACCAAAACUCAAAAAAAAGAAAAAGCCUACCACAAGAGUGCUUUUGAAGCAGGAGUCCUGUGAUGGGAAUGAGGAAGAGAGCCUCAAGGAGAACUCGGGGCCUGUCGAGAACGGAGUGUCCGACCAGGACGGGGAGGAGGAAGCCCUGGAGCCAGAGGGGUCCUGCAGCCUCGCUGCAGCCGUUUCUACAGAGCCAGUGGUCAAUUCUCCAGUUUCCUUAGGCUUUGAAAAGUCAAAAGUCAUCAUUAAUAAUAAAGCCACUCUACCAAAAAAGGAAGCACCUAAAGAGAAACCAGAAACCUUAAUUAAGAAGAGGAAAGCUCGUUCCAUGCUUCCACUGAGUACAAGUUUGGACCACCGAUCCAAAGAGGAACUUCAUCAGGACUGUCUAGUACUAGCGACUGCAAAACACAAAGAGCUAAAUGAAGAUGUUUUUGCUGACCUUAAGGACAGAUUUCACCUCGGGCUCUUCACAGAUAGGACUACUCUGUACAAAAUGAUUGAGGUUGAAGGAAAAGGUCACUUAGAAAAUGGCCACCCUGAGUUGUUUCACCAGCUCAUGCUUUGGAAAGGGGAUCUAAAAGGUAUUCUCCAGACUGCAGCAGAAAGAGGGGAAUUGACGGACAAUCUUGUGGCUAUGGCACCAGUGGCUGGCUACCAUGUGUGGCUGUGGGCCGUGGAAGCUUUUGCCAAACAGUUGUGUUUUCAGGAUCAGUAUGUCAAGGCUGCCUCUCACUUACUUUCUAUCCACAAAGUGUAUGAAGCUGUGGAGCUGCUCAAGUCAAACCAUUUCUACAGGGAAGCUAUCGCCAUUGCUAAGGCCCGGCUGCGCCCAGAGGAUCCGAUUCUGAAGGACCUGUACCUCAGCUGGGGAGCUGUCCUAGAAAAAGAUGGCCAUUAUGCCAUGGCAGCCAAAUGUUACUUAGGGGCCAGCUCCACUUAUGAUGCAGCUAAAGUUUUGGCCAAAAAGGGGGAUGCGGCAUCACUAAGAACAGCCGCAGAGUUGGCUUCGAUAGUGGGUGAGGAGGAGUUGUCUGCUUCACUGGCUCUAAGAUGUGCACAAGAGCUACUUCUGACGAGGAACUGGGUGGGAGCCCAGGAAGCCCUGCAGCUCCAUGAAAGUCUAACGGGUCAGAGACUGGUGUUUAGUCUUCUUGAACUACUGUCCAAGCAUCUGGAGGAAAAACAGCUUUCAGAAUGCAAAAGUGUCACCUCUUAUAAUGUUUGGACAACAGCCAUAGAAGAGCCCUUUCAGAAGAGGGUGACUGCAGUGUGGAAGAGCAUCUUUGGCCUUGAUUCCACAGAGCAGUAUCAGGCAGCAUUACAGAAGCUACAGAGCAUCAAGUAUCCAUCUGCUACAAGUAACACUCCUUCCAAGCAGCUCCUGCUUCACAUUUGCCACGACUUGACCUUGGCAGUACUGAGCCAGCAUGUGGCCUCCUGGGACGAGGCUGUGGACGCACUGCUUCGCGCUGUGACCCGGAGCUACGGCUCGGGGAACUUCACCAUUAUGCAGGAAGUCUACUCUGCCUUUAUUCCCAAUGGCUGUGACCACCUAAGACAGAAACUAGGAGACCCUCAGUCCUCCAGCACACCGGCCUUCAAAAGUUUAGAGGCCUUUUUUAUUUAUGGACGCCUGUAUGAACUCUGGUGGUCUCUCUCCGGGUCUUACUCUGAAUCCAGUGUCUGGGUCCAUGUUGAUCAUACAAGGAGAACCAUUGAGCAGAGCCAGCAGCUGCCUAAUGGCAGCCCUGAAGAAGCUAGCCCUGCGGCUCUUUCCCAGCCAGAGCUAAGCCAGCCUACAGGAGUGGACUUGAGGCUCACGGAAGAAAGUGAGCAAGUGCUGGGUGCUUGUGUAGAGCUCCUCUCAGACGAGCAUGCCAGUCUCCAGAACUCACAGAGAACCAUUGCCCAAGUCCAGGAGACCCUGGCAGAAAUGAUCCACCAGCACCAGAGAAGUCAGCUCUGUAAAUCCACAGUGAAUGGUCCUGAUAAGAGUGAGUCCGAACAGGAAGCAGAAAGCCCCUUCUCUGAUCCACAGAGUCAGUGUAAUAAGGAAGAAAAUGAACCCAUUUCUCUGCCUGAAUUAACCAGAAGGCUGACAGAGGCAAAUGAAAGAAUGGCUAAGUUUCCUGAGAAUAUAAAGACCUGGCCCUUCCCAGAUGUGCUUGAAUGUUGCAUAGUCCUGCUUCACAUCGGGUCCCAGUGUCCUGGCUGUGUGACUCUAGAAGUGCAGCAAAAGGCCCAAGAGCUUCUUCAGAAAUAUGGCCACGCUCAAGUUUACAAAAGACACUGCCAGGCUUGUACGUGA
Elephantulus edwardii (Cape elephant shrew) is the source of this 4543-nucleotide messenger RNA. It is a transcript of the gene GEMIN5, whose product is annotated as gem (nuclear organelle) associated protein 5. Bases 20 to 4543 code for a protein of 1507 amino acids. The record is from RefSeq and is a predicted model, not a curated record. Gene Ontology annotation, molecular function: protein binding. NCBI's taxonomy places the organism in Eukaryota, Metazoa, Chordata, Mammalia, Macroscelidea, Macroscelididae. The transcript has 28 exons.